This is a messenger RNA of Hypomesus transpacificus, 948 nucleotides long. RefSeq lists its product as uncharacterized. Gene Ontology annotation, molecular function: siRNA binding. Gene Ontology annotation, biological process: regulatory ncRNA-mediated heterochromatin formation. The transcript has a single exon. NCBI's taxonomy places the organism in Eukaryota, Metazoa, Chordata, Actinopteri, Osmeriformes, Osmeridae. The coding region runs from base 1 to 948 and encodes 315 amino acids. Gene Ontology annotation, cellular component: nucleus. The record is from RefSeq and is a predicted model, not a curated record.
AUGAAUAGACAAGAAAUUAAAGAACAGUCAGUCCCUUCCCUUCCAUACUACUUCUCUGACAAUGGCCACCUGCUUCACACAGACUCCAAUGAUCCUUACAGGUAUCUGUUCAGACGUGGUGAUCCUGAGGCUAACCAGAAAGAGGACCAGGCUUUGUGUUUCUUCAUCACCCAUCAUGUCCAACGACUAAUGGAGGAGAACUUCACCCUUCACAGGUUCUAUCUCCCAACUGAGCCUCUAAGUGAAGGCCUCAGUCAGGGCUUUGUGUACCUGAGCUCUGGAGCUCUAGAACACCCAGACAAACUGCUGGUGCUGAUCCAGGACCAGGGCACUGUGCAGUGUGGGCUGUGGAGCUGGAGGGCAGUGGCCCAUGAGGGUGUGGAGAAGGGCAGCCAGAUCCCCUAUGUACGGAGAGCCCUUGAGGAGUCUUACUCUGUGCUGUUGAUGAACCCAAAUGAAAAUGGUAAUAAUGACAGAGGGGAGUCAGCCAGUUGGCAUGUGCGCAGCGUGUGGGACCACCUCGUCAUGCACUGCGCUGACCAGCGCAUUGUUGUGGUUGCCCAUGGAUAUGGUGGACUGGCAUUUGUAGAUUUGCUAUGUCGGCGUUCACAGGAGGUGCAGCACAAGGUGUGGGCUGUGGCUUUCCUUGACUCCUCCCAUAACAUGUGGCACCAGCCAUUAGGGGACGAGGCACGUGAUUGGCUGCAGAGCUGUUCAAGGCGGUGGGUACCGAGUUCAAAGCCUCUGAACCAGAAUGUAGGUUCCAUUAAAGCGGGGGGGCUGCAGGUGUCUGCCGGGACCCAGAACCAACGCACUGUGCCUGCAGUCUGCAUGGAAUCAGUGUUCCAGUUCUUCUCCAAGAAGCUGCAGCCCAUACCUCCCACAGCCUUCAGUAUUGUCACCAGGAGCAGGAGUCUGGGGCAGGGGAGCAGCACACCUAACGCUUGA